GGGACGGGGACUUCGAGGGCAGGGGAGCCGCCCCACACCAGGUCUCCUUACCAGCGUCUGCUCUGCCCCUUUGUGGUCCAGCACGGUGCCCAGCUACAGGGCAGAGGUGACCAGAGAGGGACACGCAUGGCCUGAGGUCACACAGCAGUGACAUCUAAGUCUUCCUGUCCUGCUGAGCCCAAGAGGCAGCGGGGCGGGGGGGGGGCAACACUGGGGACACUCAGGCCCCCGGCCCCAGAGAGGCCGAGCUAUCAGGGGUCUUGGUGUGUGAGCUCCGCCCUGAGCUGUGUUUGGGGGGGGGGGCUCCAACCAGGUUACCCUGGGGGAAGAUGGUGGCUUGCUGCGUGCAGCUGCCUGAAUCUGUCCACCUCGUCAUCCCAGAGGCCAGCCCAGGUUCCCUUCCGGGCCAGAAAGAUGGGGGAUGGGAUUCAGUUUGUUUUAGUUUAGUGGGGGCGGGGGCUGGAACCCAGCGAACUUUGGAACUUCGCUUGGGCUAGGUAAGAGCUCACCCAUGAGCCACACACACCAGCCCUGUCAGGAUACCUGCAGAUUGAGCCACGUAGGAUGGCACACAUUUGUCAUCACAGCCACCUGCAAUUUCAAGUAAUUUAGUGAAAUCCUGUCUCAGAAUAAAAUAAAAAGGCUGAAGUGUGGCUCAGUGGUGAGUACCUGCCCGGCAUGGACAAGGGCCUGGGUUCAGUGCCCAGAAACCUAGAGAUGGGAGGAAAGACUGAUGGCUAAUUUUAUGUGUCCACCUGCCUAGACCCUGGCACCUGGAUAUUAGGUCAAACAUUAUUCCAGAUGUUUCUAAGAAGGCAUUUUUAAUUUUUUUUUUUUUUGGUACCAGGGAUCAAACUCAGGUCCUUGGGCUUGCUCAGCAGGUGGCGAAACCACUGAGCUAAAUCCCCGGCCCUCAUAAGAAGGUAUUUUUAGAUGAGAUUAAGAUUUAAAUUAGUAGGGGCUGAGGAUUUAGCUCAGUGGCACCAUCCCUGCCUGAUAAGUGCAAGGUCCUGAGUUCAAUUCCCGGUACCAAAAAAAAAGAUUUAAAUUAGUGGACUUUGAGUGAAGCCUAUGGCCCUCCUUUAAGAGGGUGGGCCUCAUUUAAUUAGUUGAAGGCUUAAACAGAAAAAGACUGAGAUCCGCCGAGGAAGAGAGAAUUCUGCUGGCAUGUGGCUUUGGUUGAGCUUGCAGUCCCAAGUCCUGCCUGGGUGUCCUCCCCUAGCUGCCCUGAGGAGUCCCCAGCCCCUUGUAACCACGUGAGACCAUUCUUUACAAUAUCCCUCUCUCCACACACACAUACUGCUGGGCCUGCUUCUCCAGAGGACUGUAAUCUAACUAACAUAGGAGAUUAUCCUGGAUCCCGGCUCAUCUGGAGCUCAGUGUCCCCCAGAGCCCCCCUGAGAGGGCAAGGGAGGGUGAGCGGACUAGAGAGGCUGAAGAUGCUGUGCUGCCGCCUCUGCAGAUGGAGGUCAGGGCUGCGAGCUGAGGGCUCCAUGCUCCGAAGAGCAGACUUCAAGGGGUAAACAGGCCCUCCCAGCCCUUCUGUCAAGCAGCCUGGACCAACCCCCCCCCCCAACCCGUGCCAAACUCCAGGAAUCCCAAGCCUGGGAACUGGAAGGAAACGCCCACUCUGCCAUCCAGAGCCUUAAGGUAGAAUUGCUAUUGGCUUCCAUCCCUGAGAACGAGAACGGCCAACCUAGGACAGUGGUGAAGGAAGAAGAGGCAGGCAGGAUGGGCAAAGCCAGCAUGGAGUGGGGGACCGGCUCCUGCCCCUCAAACCAAGUGUUCCAGCCGGGCUUGGAGGCACAAGCCUGUCAUCACAGCACUCUGGGAGGCUGAGGCAGGAGGAUCACAAGUUUGAGCCCAGCCUGGACAACUUAGUGACUUAGCAAGACUCUGUCUCAAAAUUUGAAAACAAUAAAAUAAAAAGAACUGGGGAUAUAGGCCCCAGUGUGAAGGCCCUGGAUUCAAUCCCAAUAGGGCAAAACCAAAACCAAAAACCAACCAAACAAGUCAUCACACUGGCAUCUGUCUGUGUGGCUUUUCUAGACCACAACAGGUGCCACCGAUAAGGCAGCUUCAAAAAUAGACAUGGAUUCCCACUGCCCACUGGAGGCAGCAAGUCGGAGCUCAAGGUGUGGACAGGGCCGGCUUCCUCAGGCUGUGGGGAGAAUCUGUCCCUGCCGUUCCCUGCCUCUGGUGGUGGCUGGUGAUCCUGGGAGGUGGACCUGUGGAGGGACCACCCCGAUCUGUGCCUCUGUGGUCUCAGCCUUUCUCUCCAUGUUUAUCUGCGUCCCAGUGGUUCGCUUUAAUGAGGACAGCAUCACCAUGGAUGUCCUAGGACCCACUCUAAUUCCACUGCAACAAACAUGAUUGAUUGAUUGACUAGUUUGCUUGUUUUUUGAGACAAGGUCUCGCUGUUUAGUCCAGGCUGGCCUUGAACUCACUAUGUAGCCCAGGCUGGCUUCGAACUCACUGUGAUCCUCAGCCUCUCAAGUCCUGGGAUGACAGGUGUACAGCCCUGUGCCCCUGCACCCUGGUUCUUUUUAUUUAGGGAAAAUUCCAUUGAUGUUUUUAGUUGUGUCUUUUUUUUUAAAUUAAGGACAAAUUCCAUUCACUUUCAAGGAUUGAGAAUAAUCCUCUUUGGCUCCAGUUUCUGUCCUGGGGCCCACGUGGUGCUGUCACCGCCUUCUGGCUCUCCCUGGUAGUGACUGAUGUCACGUCCACACACCCGUAGCUUAGCCAUCACUGCACCGUGGCUUUUAGUUUUAUCCCAUCAGAAAGAGAGAGCAAAAUUUUUACCAAACUCACUAAAUUCACCCCCUAGACCCACUUCCCGUGAGGAAGAUGGAGGAACCCAGAAACACAAACUGGAAAUCCUCCUGUCUCGGUCUCCCGAGUAGCUGGGAUUACAGGUAUAUACUACCAUGCCCAGCUCACAGGCUCUGGACAAAACAUGGCUGCUCUGUUUGUAGCAUUUUCUGCCAAGGUACACGUUGAUUCCUUCUAAAGCUCAGCUCUGACCCCUAUGUAGACAGGACCAAGAAAUUCAAAGGGAAAAAACAGGACCCAGGGUGUUUAGUUCCUGAUAAUUUCACCCUCCAAACACUGAGGAGUAGGGAACCACUCACUGCACCCUCAGUGGCCACAGAAUGAAGCUGAGGGUGAGGCCCAAGGUCCCCCCAAAAUUCCACCUCUGAUUUAGACAUUGCUUUGGGGCCAGAGGGUGGCUUUUCUCCCUGGCUCACUUUUGGGGAUCAGCUCUGCUCAGCUUGUUCUCAGACUGGCUUUAACCCCAGGGGUCAGAAACUGCCUUAAAAGGGGACAAGGUAGAUGUGGUGGUGGGUGCCUGUCAUCCUAGAGUUUGGGAGGCUGAGUCAGGAGGAUUACAAGUUUGAAGCCAGCCUGGGCAACUUCACAAGACCCUGUCUCAAAAUAAAAACUAAAAAGGGCUGGGGUGUGACUCAGUGUGAAGGCCCUGGGUUCCAUCCUGAUUACGGAGACAGAGAGACAGGUGUCCAGGCCUGCUGUGCUGUCCCCCCUCCCACAGCCCCGCCCAGCGCGCUGAACUUCGGAGCUCAUCGGAAGAGGAAGACGCUGGUGGCCCCAGAGAUCAACAUCUCCCUGGACCAGAGCGAAGGCUCCCUGCUGUCUGACGACUUCCUGGACACCCCUGAUGACCUGGACAUCAAUGUGGAUGACAUCGAGACCCCUGAUGAGACUGACUCACUGGAGUUCCUGGGAAACGGGAAUGACCUGGAGUGGGAAGAUGACACCCCUGUGGCCACGGCCAAGAACAUGCCCGGGGACAGUGCUGAUCUGUUUGGGGAUGGCACGGCAGAGGAUGGCAGUGCCACCAACGGGCGGCUGUGGCGGACCGUGAUCAUCGGGGAGCAGGAACACCGCAUCGACCUGCACAUGAUCCGGCCGUACAUGAAGGUGGUCACGCACGGAGGGUACUAUGGGGAAGGCCUCAACGCUAUCAUCGUCUUUGCCGCCUGCUUCCUCCCCGACAGCAGCGCCCCGGACUACCACUAUAUCAUGGAGAACCUUUUCCUGUACGUGAUCAGCAGCCUGGAGCUGCUGGUGGCCGAGGACUACAUGAUCGUGUAUCUGAAUGGCGCCACCCCGCGGCGGAGGAUGCCGGGCAUCGGCUGGCUGAAGAAGUGUUACCAGAUGAUCGACAGGAGACUGCGGAAAAAUCUGAAGUCCCUGAUCAUUGUUCACCCAUCCUGGUUCAUCCGGACCGUGCUGGCCAUCUCCCGCCCCUUCAUCAGCGUCAAGUUCAUCAAUAAGAUCCAAUACGUGCACAGCCUGGAGGAGCUGGAGCAGCUCAUCCCCAUGGAGCACGUGCAGAUUCCGGAGUGCGUCCUCCAGUAUGAAGAGGAAAGGCUCAAAGCCAGGAGAGAGAGCUCCAGGCCCCAGCCCGAGUUCGUCCUGCCCAGGUCUGAAGAAAAGCCAGAGGCAGUGCUAGAGGAAGACAGAUCUGCGCCAGUCACAGAGGAUCAGGAAACAAGCAUGUCCUGAGGUGGCCAGAUCGAAGAGAAGGACAUAAAAGAAGAUUCCAGAUGCCAAGAAGCCUCUGUCAGAUGCCCUCUGGUCCCAGAACUCACCCCACCUCCUCCUGAGUCCUGCUCGCCCCAGGGGACCCGACUUCUCCAUCCACCUCUGACAUCCAGCGUCCCUGGUAGCUGCUUGGAAACGUUUUUUAAACAACGCAGUUUUAGCACAUUCUGGAAAAGGACCCAGUUCUCAGCCCUCCCCAUGUCCACGCUUGCAAGCUCACAGCCGAGGAGAGGGAGACUUGUGGGCUGCGGCCUGUGUGGCCCUGGUGACCUUCCUGCUGUUCCCAGCCCCGAGGCCACAGGACAGCCCUCCUGGGCACCAGGCGCCAGAUCCUUCUGUCACUGGUCACCCCUCUGUCUGGGGCCACAGACGCCUUCCAGUGUGGCAAGGCCCGGGUUUAUCCCCUGCCUUCCCUACUGGAAUGUGUCCUGCUCCUGGCCCUCAGCCCUGGGAUCUCGGUCCCGAGCAGGACUGUGUCUUGGGACACCUCUCAGCCUCCACUUGUGUCCAGAAUUUACACCCCUGGUUUGUCCCUUGACAGUCCCUGUCGCCUCUAAGGACACCCACUUUCCUUGAGAGCCUCUGAGCUCAUCAUAUAAGAAUGGCUGUCAGGCCACACCCUUGCCUCCUUCUUGGACAUUCCCAAGCCCCUCAUCCUCGGAUCCCACAGCCCAGGGCCAGCUCAAGUGACACCUGUGACAGCCCCAGUGCCAGGUCGGGAUGCACUCAGAGCAGAGGCUAAGAAGCCAGCUCUGAAACAGAGUCCUCCUGGGAACGCAGACAUCAGCUAAGGAAGACACAAGGUACUGGAGGGAGGAGUGUUUCUGAGGUCACUUGGGAAAAUAGAUCCCAGCAGGCUGGAUGCUGUGGUUCCCUGCAUUCCAAACUCAAACCCCUGUCAUCCCAGCACUCAGGCGGCUGAGGCAGGAGGAUGGCUGUGAGUUUGAAGUCAGCCUGGACUGCAUAGCAAGAUCUCUCUCAGAAAAACCAAAAAGAAAAAAGAAAGAUGGGCUGUUCUUCUAGCGCCUCAAGACUAUCAGGGGUCGGCUACAAGCAGUGAGCUCGGUCGGCAUCUCCGGGGGCAUUUAAGAAAAGGCAAAGCAGUGUUUGCAGAAAGUGAUUCCCCUGUGUUCCCUUCAUCCCUGUGUCUCCCUUUUGAUCAAAACCUGAGUGGCAUGUUUUCCAGGCCCUCAGCUUCCUGCUGCCUCUGAGGCCAAGCUUCAGCGAGAGCCACCGAGGUCAGGGUGACAGCCCAGACCUGGGACAGCAAAGGGACAAGUCUCGGGCUAUCCCGACCACGGGAUGGGACACAAAUCUGAGACAAGACUACCAGGCUGUGCCAGGAGCAACUUGGCUUCCAGCAUGGCCUGAGAAGGCUGGAACACUUGGGAAAUGGCUUUGUAAUGUGUGUUUCUCACAUGUCAAAUAAGGGACAGACAGAGAAGGUGUCCUGGGUCCCGGAGGCGAAGGCUGCCCCAGGCCUGUCCCUCCUUCGUGUCACCCAGGACCCCUCUGCUCCCCACGAUGAUUCUGGUAGUGACGGUGACCAUGCAGAUGUACAGGUGGCUCUGAAGACCCCAAACUCUCACUCCAGUGAAUGGCACCCCCAUCGAUGGCGACACAGGAUGAUGGACCGGAGGGGGUCUCCAGCAGAUGCCAGGUGUGGCCACCACGGCUUGUCCCCAAGUGGCCCCAGGCACAUAGCGCCACCAUGAACUUUUCUUGGGCCAGGACAUCUGUGGGCCGAAACUUCUGCCCCCCCAGGAAACACAGUGGGACCACCUGUCCCCAUGGCAAGGGACAGGCCACUCAGAGCCUUCUGGAUCACCAGCAGCCACAGGCAGCCAGAGACAGCAGCAGGCCAGCGAGGUGGGAAGCCACCCCUGUCCUGGGUGUGAGCCGUGUACACAGCUCCAGGCUCGUCCUAUGUGGGGCCAUUGUUCCCAGGCAGCUGAUGAGGUGCCACCCCAAGGUUGGCAUUCCCAUAGAUUUGCAUCUGGGAAUACUUUGGGGUAAGAGGUGGUGGUGGACCCCGAGCCCUUGUGGUAAAGAGAUGGUGGUUUCCCCUCUUGUGACAUGUGGGGUGUGGCCUGUCGCCUCCUCAGAGUGGCACCGUGCAUACCCACCCUCCCAGCCCAUUCUUUGGUUUUUACACUCAGAAAUAAUCAUGAUGGUAGCUGUCGUGACGGGGAGAUGCCAUCUUUAUGGGCUCUGGGGGGUUUAUGGAAAAUGAAUACAUCAUUACUGGGAAGGG
Heterocephalus glaber (naked mole-rat) is the source of this 6820-nucleotide messenger RNA. RefSeq names its product ATCAY kinesin light chain interacting caytaxin (gene Atcay). NCBI's taxonomy places the organism in Eukaryota, Metazoa, Chordata, Mammalia, Rodentia, Bathyergidae. Gene Ontology annotation, biological process: apoptotic process. Gene Ontology annotation, cellular component: cytoplasm. The record is from RefSeq and is a predicted model, not a curated record.